CAUUUUACAUCUAUAUUCAAUGCUCUCCUGGCCGGUAAAGCUUUAGUCGCAGCACACAAUAAUUUUGGCCCUUUACUUUAUGCUGCUUCCUUAAUUCAGAUCCCCGUGCCUCUUUACCGACCUGCUGGUUCUUGCAUCUCACGAUCAUCUGUCUUUUCCGAAAGCCUGGACAGUCUGCAACUCUGCAUGCAUCACUCAUCGCAAUCUCUGUCAGAGUGCUGAUUUGCUUGUGCUGUAAAGACUCCCCAUGAGACCACCACGCCAUCUUCUUUGUACUAGGGGCUUCUUUGUACAUAUGUGGCGCCUGCAGUUGAUGCAAUCAUGCAUACGGACAUUAGCUCCAGCAAGUGACGAGAUGGCGUCUCGCCCGAGGGCUAAGGUUGAGGACAGCGCGUGGGUGGCCGACGUCGAGAAGGCGCUGACUGCCGGUGACCUGUCGGCGGAGGUGGCGCUUUGGCGGUGGCACGCCAUCUACCGCGUGCCUGCGUGCAUCAAGGACCUGAACCGCAAGGCUUACCAGCCGCAGGUGUUGUCCCUGGGCCCUUUCCACCACGGCGAGCCGCACCUGCUGCCCAUGGACCUGCACAAGCGCCGCUCGCUCCUCCACUUGCUCCGGCGCGCGCGCAAGCCGCUGUCGGAGUUCGUCGCCGCCGUGGCCGGCGUGGCGGAGCAGCUGGAGGGCGCGUACCAGGGCCUCGUAGACGACUGGCGCUGCAAGGAGGAGGCCGAAAUGAGGGAGAGGUUCCUGGAGCUGAUGGUCACCGACGGCUGCUUCCUGCUGGAGGUGAUGAGGACGGCGUCCGGGUGGGAGGUGAACGACUACGCGCCCAACGACCCUGUCUUCAGCAGCCACGGUCUUCUCUACACCGUGCCCUACAUCCGCCGCGACAUGAUCAUCAUCGAGAACCAGCUGCCGCUCCUCGUCCUCGACAAGCUUCUCGCCGUCGAGACCGGCAAAGAUGGGCAGAACGAGGACUUGAUCAACCGGAUGGUGCUGAGGUUCCUCUCCCCGGCUGCCUGGCCUCCGGUGACCGGCAUCGGGCUGGCGCUCCACCCGCUCGACAUCCUCCGCCGUAGCCUACUCUACGGCCCCACGCAGACGGCUCCCCCCGCGCCGCCGCAUCACUCGGCCCCGGACGACAUCAUUCGUUCCGCGGAGGAGCUCUACGAGGCGGGAAUCCGUUUCAAGCGGAGCCAGACGAGCAGCCUCCUGGACAUCAGCUUCCGUCGCGGCGUGCUGCGGCUGCCGGCCAUCAUGGUGGACGACACCACGGAGUACAUGUUCCUGAACCUGAUGGCGUUCGAGAGGCUGCACGCCGGAGCCGGCAACGAGGUGACCGCCUACGUGUUCUUCAUAGACAACAUGAUCGACACGGCGGCGGACGUGGCGCUGCUGACCUGCCGGCGGAUCGUCCACAACACGGUCGGCAGCGACAAGGCGGUGGCGAAGCUCUUCAACGGCAUGUCCAGGGACGUGGUGCUGGAGCCGCACAGCGCCCUGGACGACGUGCACCGGCAGGUGAACGCCUACUGCCGGAAGAGGUGGAACAGGUGGCGCGCCAACCUGGUGCACACCUACUUCAGGAGCCCAUGGUCGUUCCUCUCCCUCGCUGCCGCCGUCUUCCUCCUCGGCAUGACCGUCAUGCAGACCGUCUACACCGUCCUCCAGUUCUACCAGGAUGCCACCACCACCUAGCUUAUCUAGCUAAGGCUCCAUUUGUAGUCUUCUACCCUACUGAUCAACUUAUUCAGGUAUCACGUUCGGUGUUUUAGACAUCAUUGUUUUUUAUG
Messenger RNA from Lolium perenne, 1791 nucleotides. Its product is annotated as UPF0481 protein At3g47200. The record is from RefSeq and is a predicted model, not a curated record. Lineage: Eukaryota; Viridiplantae; Streptophyta; Magnoliopsida; Poales; Poaceae.